Vanderwaltozyma polyspora DSM 70294 is the source of this 2052-nucleotide messenger RNA. RefSeq names its product NADPH--hemoprotein reductase (gene NCP1). Gene Ontology annotation, cellular component: cytosol. The record is from RefSeq and is a predicted model, not a curated record. The coding region runs from base 1 to 2052 and encodes 683 amino acids. Lineage: Eukaryota; Fungi; Ascomycota; Saccharomycetes; Saccharomycetales; Saccharomycetaceae. The transcript has a single exon. Gene Ontology annotation, molecular function: FMN binding; NADPH-hemoprotein reductase activity; flavin adenine dinucleotide binding.
AUGAAUUCUACUGAUAUAGUAGUAUUCGGUUUACUUGCCGUUGGUUUGUUUGCUUAUUUCAAAAGAGAAACUUUGAAAGAACUUUUAAGCUCUGAUGAUAGCGAUAUUGCUGUAACUACUGGUGGUUCAAGAGAUAUUGCCCAAAUUGUUCGUGAUAAUAAUAAAAAUUAUCUAGUUUUAUUCGCUUCCCAAACUGGUACUGCUGAAGAUUAUGCAAAGAAAUUUGCAAAAGAGUUAGCUGCAAAAUUCUCUCUAAAUGUUAUGUGUGGUGAUGUUGAAAAUUAUGAUUUCGAAACUUUGAAUGAAUUACCAGAAAAUUGUAUUGUUUCAAUCUUUAUCUCUACUUAUGGUGAAGGUGAUUUCCCUGAUGGUGCUAUUAACUUCGAAGAAUUUUUAUCAAACGCUGCCGAUGUCAAUUCUUUGCCAAAUGUCAAUUUCACUUUAUUUGGUCUAGGUAACUCUACUUAUGAAUUUUACAAUGGUGCUGCUGGUAAAGCUUUGAAACAUUUAGAAGCAGCCGGUGCUUCUAUAAUCGGUCCUUACGGCCAAGGUGACGAUGGUGCUGGUACUACUGAUGAAGAUUAUAUGUCCUGGAAAGAUGCUGUCAUGGAAUUAUUGAAAGAUCAAUUAAAAUUAGAUGAACAUGAACAAACUUUUACCCCAUCAUUUAAAUACGAACCUUUAUCUUCCAUUUCUGAAGAAACCUCCCUUGGUGAACCUUCUUUCCAAUACUUGCCAGUCGGUAAAUUGUCCUUCAACGAUGCUCACAUCCAAUUAGGUCCUUACGAUUUAUCCCAUCCAUUUGUUGCUCCAAUUGUUAAAUCUAAUGAAUUAUUCACUUCUGCUGACCGUAACUGUAUUCACUCCGAAAUUGAUAUCUCUGGCUCUAAUAUGAAAUAUUCUACUGGUGAUCAUUUAGGUAUUUGGCCAUCCAAUGCUAAUGAAAAAGUCGAACAAUUUUUGUCUACUUUCGGCUUAGAUUCAAACACUAUCUUUGAUUUGAAACCUUUAGAUUCUACUGUUAAAUUACCUUUCCCUGUCCCAACUACUAUCGGUGCUGCUGUCAGAAACUAUAUGGAAAUUACUGGUCCUGUCCCAAGAAACUUAUUUGCUUCUUUAGUUCAAUUUGCUCCAAAUGAUGAAUUGAAGGAAAAAUUAACUAGCUUGUCUCAAGAUAAAGAUUUGUUCGCAAAAGAAGUUACUGCUAAAUACUUAAAUUUGGCAGAUGCUUUGUUGCAAUUGUCUAAUGGUGAAAAAUGGUCUACUGUUCCAUGGGAAUUCUUGAUUGAAGCUAUCCCUCAUUUAAAUCCACGUUACUAUUCCAUCUCUUCUUCUGCGUUAUCUGAAAAACAAGUUAUCCAUAUCACUUCUGUUGUUGAAAAUUCUGAAAAUCCAACUGGUUCUGGUCCAAGAGUAUUGGGUGUUGCUACCAACUUGUUAAGAAAUAUCGAAUUAGUUGAAAACAAAGAAGAUGAAUCUACUUUACCUAUCCAUUAUGAUCUAACUGGUCCUCGUAAAUUAUUCUCUGGUUUCAAAUUACCUGUCCAUGUUCGUCGUUCCACUUUCAGAUUACCAACCAACCCAUCCACUCCUGUUUUGAUGAUUGGUCCAGGUACUGGUGUUGCUCCAUUCCGUGGUUUUAUUAGAGAACGUGUUGCCUAUGUUCAAACUCAAGAAAACGUUAAACUAGGUAAACAUUUAUUAUUCUACGGUUCUCGUGAUACUCAUGAUUAUUUGUAUAAGGAAGAAUGGCCAGAAUAUUCCAAGAAAUUGGAUGGUUCAUUCGAAAUGGUUGUUUGUCACUCCAGAUUACCAAACGUAAAGAAGGUUUAUGUUCAAGAUAAGCUAAGAGAACGUGCUAGUGAUGUUUAUCAAAUGAUCAAGGAUGGUGCCUUUAUCUACGUUUGUGGUGAUGCUGGUAGUAUGGCUAAAGGUGUGAGUUCCGCUUUGGUUGACAUUUUAUCUAAAGAACAAUCCAUCUCUACUGAAGAUGCUUGUGAAAUGAUAAAGAUGUUAAAGACUUCCGGCAGAUAUCAAGAAGAUAUUUGGUAG